CUGUAAAGUAAAAGCUAAGUUCUCCGAUUAUUUCUGCGUGCAAUCAAUUUUAACGGAUAUUAGCAACUUUCAACCAUCACGUCAUGAGGUGCUUACAUCUUUUGCUUCAAUCCCUGCUAUAUUCCUACAGCUCAUCACAAAAGUUAUUACAAACCGUAUCAAUAACUCCGCCCGGAAGUAAUUAAUUUCCUGAGGCUACAACUAUCACACAGUUGGUGGUAAACAUGAAACGCCAACCAGUUUGAAUGCUGGCGCAUCCAUCUUCACCGCCUCGUCGAUCUAAUUUUGCAAUCAUGCGUCCGAUCACGAUCGUCUUAUCGGGCGUGUAUUAUCGAAACGUUUAUGCUCGAACAUGUAUACUUGUACAAUCAACGACGGCGGUUAUGCUUGAUCGAAACCAGUGCCUGAUCGGAACAGGCCGAUGCUGUUGGCCCAAUUCCACAAUGUGAAGGAGUGUCUCGUGUGGAGAAUAUUGCUGGAACAGAUCGCUCUCCCUUACCAAGUUACCGACAAUAAGUAAGACAACAACAACACGCCCUGAGAAAGCACAACUCUGGGUUGGCUUGCUGGUCGGAGUCUUCUUUUGAACCUACCGCUUGCCUACGGUUGAGACACCCGCCCCGGUUGGUUGGGUGAAAGGCCGCGAAAGAGGCUCAGACACAGCGACGAUCCCCAUGGAAGUUCUGGAGAGCAGUGACGGACAGGCACGAGGUAGACGACAACAAAUAUAAAAGCCCAUCACCUGGCUGGCGGGUAAGGUUAUUCGAUACCCAGUUCGCGUCCUGUGCGCAUCGCGAGAACACUAAACGAAGAGGAUGAAAAGCUCCAAGUAUGUCGGGAUUUGCUGGAAGACGGUGGCAGUGUUUGUGCUGGCUAGCCUCGUAACAUUGGUGAACACGCAGAUCCCUGGUUUUGGUACAUGUCCGGACUAUUCGCCUAUACAACGCUUCAACAGAACGCGUUUCCUUGGAACUUGGUACGAGAUCGAACGUUACUUUACGGUCACGGAGGUUGCUACGAAAUGUGUUUCGGUUACGUACGAGCAAAGAGCCGAUGGGAAGAUUUACGUCCGCAAUGCGUACACUAACCGAUUUAAUGGCGUGGAGAGGAUCAUCUCGGGAGUGAUGGAUAAGGGUGGUAAGGCGAAGGAAGGUCGUUACCAGAUCGAAUACACCUCCUUCCCCUAUAAUUACAACGCAUCAGUGAUGGUGCUGGACACAGAUUACGAUUCCUUUGCGGUGCUGUAUUCUUGCAGCUCUUUCGGUCCGGUCGGACAUGCUGUGUCCGCUUGGAUGAUGGCUCGAGAACGGCUUCCCGGAGGUCCUGUCCUGCAGCGUGCAUACGGUGUUUUGGAUAAGUACAAGAUUUCUCGUACGUUCUUCCUCCGCACAAAUCAGGAAGACUGUGUGACGUUGCCUCCACCCGAGCCAGCUAUCGAUCCAACGGAACCAACGACCCAGGAUGCUCGUAAUGAAGGGGUAGUUGUACGGAACGAGCAGGAUCUCCAACAGUUACGCAGCGAGAUAUUUGCCGUGGGACCCAAACCAUCCAUUCCGGUCGAUCCCGUUUUAGAGGAUCAUCAGUAAUAUUACGUUUUAAGGCUUAUGAAUUUAUUAUAUUUGUAUUUUUAUUCACAUUUGAUCUAUUAUUGGAAGUCCUAAAUAAAAGUUAAUUUUAAACAGUGAACCUUUUUAAAAAAUGCCUCAAAAGACUCACGUCUUGUACAUCAUUAUAACAUGCACCAUUUUUAGCAGAUGCAGUUCCAUCCAUCUUCUCCAUUGAAUGCAACCAACAAACCAACGUUGGCUCUCAAGUUCAUGAUCACCUUCGACUUUUGCUUCGCCGCUAGCGGAACGCUAAAGAAACUGGGUCACUAAACCAUUGUGCCCUAGCGCGCAGUUCCCUCUUCCCCGUCCCGUUGGAAGUUUGGUCCGUUGACGGUGUUGAACUUUUCCUUUCGCACACCUUCGCAAUCCAUACAGGCGGCCAGCUGCUUUCGAAUGGGGGUGUGCAGGCGUAUAAACAAACCAGUUUCCACCAUUUCUGAAGACACAGCAAACAAGCACAGCGACUCGCCAGAAGGAAAGCGAGAAACGAUCUUUCAAUGCAACGAACCGCCAACGUUGAAGUUCAAUCACUCCCCUGCCAUAAAGUCGGUGAGACAUUUUCUUGUUCCUAUUUUGGAGUGAGACGAAAAAAGCAAAAAAAAAGUUAAUGAAGCUAAUGUAUUUG
Messenger RNA from Anopheles funestus (African malaria mosquito), 2232 nucleotides. Its product is annotated as lopap-like. Bases 816 to 1586 code for a protein of 256 amino acids. The record is from RefSeq and is a predicted model, not a curated record. Gene Ontology annotation, molecular function: pigment binding. The transcript is spliced from 3 exons. NCBI's taxonomy places the organism in Eukaryota, Metazoa, Arthropoda, Insecta, Diptera, Culicidae.